UUAAUCAUUCUUAUAAUUAUUCUUUCAAAUUCAUUAUUUGAAAUUUCAUGUGCUCCCCAUUGUUGAACUCCUUUAUUGUGGAAUUUUUGACUUUUGGAAGAGACUUGUUGCCUUGUUUUUUCAUAUUACUUGUGUUUCUAGGUUGGGAUUUACAUGUCUGAGGCCAAGUAGUUGGUUGAAAGCUUUAAUCUCACAUAUUCUUUCAGUUAGACUAGUCUCAGUGUUCAGGUAACAUGUAGAUUUGGGUUGUGGUGCUAUUUCUCACCACUGGACUGUGAAGUAUGGCUCAAUAGCCCAGCAUUCACCCACAUGCUCAGGGUACAAGGACUGGUUCCCAGCACUGCUCAGAUCAAGGUACACUAGCUGGAGUUACUUGUAGAAGGGUUGGUUGUCCUCUUCUGGACUGCUUUCACUAUAGAAGCUUUCCUUUAUUUGUGUAACAUAUGCUGUUAUUGGCUGCAGGGAGCAUCACAACUUGUGGGAUGGGUAGGUUCCCCCCUUAUUGACCCUGGCACAUACACCCUGGUUGUCCGCAGGGGAAGCACACAUCCAAGCUUUGGGGGUGAUUCUUGAAUGUGUCAGGGAGUGUGAGGAGGAAACAGAGCAAUGAGCUCUGUGGGAGAACUGAGGGACCUAGUCACUCUGUCUGUUGGUCUCAGUGCUUACAGACUACAUAUUGUGGUUUUCCUUCCCAUGCAGAGGCUGUGGAAGUUUUAUGAUUCUGAGGGUCUGGACUUAGGCCUUCAGUACUGACCAUCAGCAAACACAUGCCAGGAUGCAGUUCCCAGGGGAUGAGCUCAGUGUUUUUAGGUUGUGACUGCCAGUUUAUCUCCCUGUGCUUGGGAUGAGGCUACAAUUCAGAGAGUCUGGGCUUGGUGCUCUGAUCCAUCUAGCAGUCAACAUACACAGCCAGGAGGCUGGCCCUGGUGGCUUAAUAGUAAUCCCACCAUAGGUGGGGUUCUUUUUUUCUAGUCCCAGCUGAUGGGACUCACUCCUGGCCAGGGAGAGUGAAGCUUCUGACCACUGCAAGGCUCUAUGUUCUUGGUGCCCUAUGUUGCUGGUGCUAUCAUCUAGUUCCCCACAGCUUGAACUUCUCUGUGGUACCAUGUCAGACACUCUUCCUCCCCUCCACCACCUCUUGUGGCCAUCUCCCACCUACUGUCUGUGGGUCACUGUGUCAUAAGUCCCUGCACUGGGUUUAAGGCUUGUGAGAGGUAUGGACUUAUUUUACAGCUAGAAUUGGCAGUCUGUCUUCAGAAUAAUCUAUUUUGCCUUGUGAUGGCAUCUUCAAUUUCCCCUCAAAACUGGGAUUUUUGGCUGUGCCCUGAUCACAACUGUCACCAAAUCCUUUUGAAUCUAUAUCUUGAGCUUUGAUUUCUCUCCCUUCCAAUUGGUUUCCAUACCUACUUGUCUCCUGGACAUGUGUCCUGCACUUGACAGAAUAUAAACAUUUUUACAUGAACAUUAAUCUACAUUAUAAUAUAUUUGGCUGUUUGGGUAGUGUUACAGGAAAAAUGGAACUCUAAGGCUGACAGAAGAUUGGAUGUCAGGGAAGCAAUACACAAUUCAUCCGAUCAGAUGGAUGACUUCGAACCAACUAAAACCAAGACCUGGAGACCUGAUUGAGAUUUCUCGCAUUGGUUAUGCACACUGGACCAUUUAUGUGGGAAAAGACUAUGUAGUUCAUCUGGCUCCUCCAAGUGAAAUCACAGGGGUUGGUACAGACAGCAUCAUGUCUGCCCUGACUGACACAGCCAUAGUGAAGAAGGAACUGCUGACUGUGGUGGCUGGGGGAGACCAGUACCGGGUCAAUAACAAACACGAUGAUAAGUAUCCACCAUUUCCUGCCACUAAAAUUGUCCAGCAGGCAAAGAAGUUGGUGGGGCAGGUGGUACACUAUUCACUGACCAGCAAGAACUGUGAGCACUUUGUGAAUGAGAUGCGGUACGGCAUUCCCAUCAGUGACCAGGUCACUGAGGCUACCAUGAAAGCAGUUGUGACAGCAGGUGUCCUGGCAACUCUAGGACUCUUCAGUUGCCUACUGUCCAGAUGCAAGCAGGAAAAGCAAUAAAUCCACAGCAUUGUCUUGGUGGUGCCAGUUAGCAUGGAAGAAUUUUGUCUAGCCAGCAGGAGUAGGGUUUAUUUAAUUUAUUUCACUGUCUUUUGUUAUCAAGAAUUCUUAUUUAAAUGGAGCCAAAUAAAACUGGAUGAUUUUAUUUGGGAGAAAUGUAGCAUAGUGUAAAUUCUAUUAAAGACAGUUGAAAACUAUAAUGGACUCAAUGUUUGUUUUCCCCUCCCACCCCAAAUUUAUAUGUUGAAGUCCUAAUCUCCAAUGUGAUAGUAUUUGGAGGUUGGGGACAUUGGGAGGUGAUUAAGUUUAGAUGAGAUGGGGGAGGAUAAGGACACUAUGUUGUAAUUAGUGUCCUUAUAAGAAGAAGAAAAACAAGCACUCUCUUUUUCUCUCCCUCUGCCAUGUGCAGACAUACUGUGCAGGUGGCCAUCUGCAUGACAGGAAGGGCAUCUCUCCAGAAUAACACCAAUUAUGCCAAUACAUUGAUCUUUGACUUCCCAGCUGUUAUGGUUUGAAUAUAGCUUGUCCCAAAAUUUAUGCUGAAAUUUAAUAUUCCUGAGGAGAUAAUAGGAAGCAGGACCAGGAUUAAAUCAUUCAUGUCAUUAAUUAAUAGAUUAAUGGGUUGAUGAGCUAAUGGGUUAUCUUGAGAGUCCAGUUUGGCUAAGUCUUUUGCACACUCCAUGUCUGUGGCCAUGUGAUGUCCUGUGAUGCCUCAGAACUUUGCCAGCAAGAAAGCCAUCAGCAGAUGCAAUGUGCUUUCCUGGGACCACAACCACAAAUACACUUUUUUUCUUCAUAACUUAUACAGUCUAUGAUAUUGUAUAAUUAGCAUCAUAAAAUGGACAAAGACAUCAACCUCCAGAACUGCAAGAAAUAAAAUCCUGUUGUUUAAGACACCCAGGCUAUAGAGGUCGUUAUUUCAGCCUCAUCUGACUAAAGCUCAUGGACCUUCACCACUUUCCUGUUUCCUCUUGGAUGCUGUGAUCUUUUUAUGGUGAGAGGCAGGGAGAGACAGACCUGACUGAUGGGCAAAUUGGGGGAACCAUUGGGCCUUCCAGGGCAGCUGGAAUUUUGUAGAAGUAUCAUGUGACUUGGUCACCAGAGUCCCCUUCUUCUUCUUGACUCCAACAAUGACUAGUAUUCUUUUUUCCCUCUGCUCUCCACAUCUUUCCUCUGCUUUGUCUCUUCAACCUCCCCAGUGCUCCUGCUUCCC
Castor canadensis (American beaver) is the source of this 3284-nucleotide messenger RNA. NCBI's taxonomy places the organism in Eukaryota, Metazoa, Chordata, Mammalia, Rodentia, Castoridae. The record is from RefSeq and is a predicted model, not a curated record.